This is a messenger RNA of Lacerta agilis (Sand lizard), 7567 nucleotides long. It is a transcript of the gene MICAL3, whose product is annotated as microtubule associated monooxygenase, calponin and LIM domain containing 3. The record is from RefSeq and is a predicted model, not a curated record. The transcript has 44 exons. Gene Ontology annotation, molecular function: protein binding; FAD binding. Bases 296 to 7252 code for a protein of 2318 amino acids. NCBI's taxonomy places the organism in Eukaryota, Metazoa, Chordata, Lepidosauria, Squamata, Lacertidae.
GCGACCAACCUCUGGACGCCGCUCCCUGUCCCCAUUGGCCGCCGUUGGCUAAUUCUCGCUCCAUAAACCUCGGAGCGGAGCAGCGCGCGUGCUUCUUUAAGAAGCGGGGAGGACGAGCUGGCCCCGUCCGCGUCCCUCGUGCCCAGCAGCAGCGGGCAACGGCUGCCAAGGUUAAUAAUGUAUGUGGAUUAAAACAAGCGACUGUUGAUGAGUGAACUAGCUGACAAGAAGGCAGGCAGACUGGAAGGGGGCAGCUGCCAAUGCGCCAAGGAGGGCCAGCGGCUCAGCUGGAAGCAUGGAGGAAAGGAGUAAUGAAAAGACGAACCAGGCCCAUGUCCUCUUUGACCGAUUUGUCCAGGCCUCGACCUGCAAAGGGACUCUCAAAGCCUUCCAGGAGCUCUGUGAUUUUCUAGAGCUGAAGCCCAAAGACUAUCGUACUUUCUACCACAAGCUCAAGUCCAAGCUUAAUUACUGGAAAGCCAAAGCCCUUUGGGCCAAGUUGGAUAAGAGAGGCUGCCACAAGGACUACAAGAAGGGGAAAGUAUGCGCCAACACGAAGUGUCUCAUCAUUGGGGCUGGACCCUGCGGCCUUCGAACAGCUAUUGACCUAUCCUUUCUAGGAGCAAAGGUGGUGGUGAUAGAAAAGCGCGAUGCCUUCUCCCGCAACAAUGUUCUGCAUCUGUGGCCAUUUACCAUACAUGACUUGCGGGGCCUUGGCGCCAAAAAAUUCUAUGGCAAAUUCUGUGCAGGAGCCAUCGACCAUAUCAGUAUUCGUCAGCUCCAGCUGAUACUCUUGAAGGUCUCCUUAAUCCUGGGUGUUGAGAUCCAUGUCAAUGUCGAAUUCCAGGGGCUGCUCUACCCUCCUGAGGACCAGGAGAAUGAGAGAAUAGGUUGGCGUGCACAAGUUCACCCGAAAACGCAUCCUGUGUCGGAAUACGAGUUUGAUGUGAUCAUUGGAGGAGAUGGAAGGAGGAACACAUUGGAAGGGUUUCGACGAAAAGAAUUCCGUGGCAAGCUGGCAAUUGCCAUUACGGCAAACUUCAUCAACCGCAACACAACAGCGGAAGCCAAAGUUGAAGAGAUAAGUGGUGUGGCCUUUAUAUUCAACCAGAAAUUCUUCCAGGAUCUACGAGAAGCUACAGGCAUUGAUCUGGAGAACAUUGUCUACUACAAAGACGACACCCACUACUUUGUUAUGACUGCCAAAAAGCAGAGCUUACUGGAAAAAGGAGUGAUAUUGCACGACUAUGCAGAUACAGAGCUCCUUCUUUCGCGGGAGAAUGUGGAUCAGGAAGCUUUGCUCAAUUAUGCCAGGGAAGCAGCUGACUUCUCAACCAAUCAGCAGCUGCCAUCGCUGGACUUCGCUAUCAACCACUAUGGGCAGCCUGAUGUGGCCAUGUUUGACUUCACAUGCAUGUAUGCCUCAGAGAACGCAGCCAUGGUUCGAGAAGUAAAUGGCCACCAGUUGCUAGUGGCACUGGUUGGGGACAGUCUGUUAGAGCCGUUCUGGCCAAUGGGAACUGGAAUUGCCAGGGGCUUCCUUGCCGCCAUGGAUUCUGCCUGGAUGGUACGAAGCUGGUCUCUGGGAACAAGUCCUUUGGAGGUUCUUGCAGAGAGGGAGAGCAUCUAUAGAUUAUUGCCUCAGACCACCCCUGAGAAUGUGAGCAAAAACUUUAGCCAGUACUGCAUUGACCCUGUCACAAGGUAUCCAAACAUCAAUGUCAACUUCCUGCGGCCAGCCCAGGUUCGUCAUUUGUAUGAUACAGGAGACUUGAAAGACAUUCACCUGGAAAUAGAGAAUUUGGUGAACUCCAGGACACCAAAGUUGUCGCGGAAUGAGUCGGUGGCUCGCUCUAGCAAACUCCUGGGCUGGUGUCAGAGGCAGACGGAUGGAUAUGCCGGUGUAAACGUAACAGAUCUUACAAUGUCUUGGAAGAGUGGCCUAGCACUGUGUGCCAUUAUCCACCGAUAUCGCCCUGACCUCAUAGACUUUGACUCUCUAGAUGAACACAAUGUAGAGAAGAAUAACCAGCUGGCAUUUGACGUUGCUGAGAAGGAGUUUGGGAUCUCUCCCAUCAUGACUGGCAAAGAUAUGGCAUCAGUUGGUGAACCAGACAAGCUGUCCAUGGUCAUGUAUCUCACCCAGUUCUAUGAAAUGUUCAAGGACUCCCUUCCUUCUGGUGAUAACCUGGAACUGAAUGCAGAAGAAAAAGCUGCAUUAAUUGCUACUGCAAAAUCUCCAAUCUCCUUCUUCAGCAAAUUGGGGCAGAGCAUCUCUCGGAAACGGACACCAAAGGAUAAAAAGGAGAAAGACCUGGAUGGUGCAGGAAAGAGGAGGAAGACAAGCCAGUCAGAAGAUGAGGACUCUUCCCGAAGCUACCGAGAAGAGAGGCCCACUCUGGUGAGCGCCCUGACAGAGAGGAGAAUUGAUGCCGCCAUUGGGAAUCAGAAUAAAGUGAAGUCCAUGGCAACACAGCUGCUGGCCAAAUUUGAGGAGAACGCCCCUGCACAGUCCACAGGCAUCCGGAGACAGUCUGCCCAGCCUUAUCAAGACCGUGCUCUCACCCAGCCAGCCUACCGACAGCGAGAGCAGGGCCGCUUUGCCCCCAUGCCUCAGUGGAAACAGAUGAGGAAAAAGGAGCGUUCUCGGACCUGCCCCAAAAAAGUGAUCAUGCUCUCUUCUUCCUCCAUUUGCACUUCCUCUCCAUCGUACCCCAGUCAGCAGGCAAACAGGGAACCUCAUGGAGAACCAGCUGGAGAGCAGAGUCCCAGGCAGCAGCGGAGACCUCACCAGUUCUUUUCAGAUGACCGUGUGCCAGAGCGCACGCUUACCAUUGAGCAGAGGGCAAGCCAGCUGGCUGCCCUCCUGGAGCAAAGGCCAGCAACCAGGCAUCAGCCAGAGAUUGAGCGAUCUCGUCGAUCUGUUGUUGAGCAGUGGGAGCUCUCCCGCAGCCUACGCUCUUCCAGUCGCCCUUCUUCUCCCUCUUCUGACUCCCUCAGACAGAAGUAUAUAAAGAUGUAUACAGGUGGCGUGAGCUCAUUGGCUGAGCAAAUAGCCAAUCAGCUUCAAAGGAAAGACCAACCCAAAACCCUUCUAGACAAGAAGGAACUGGGUUCCUUGAAAAAAGAAUUCCCUCCGAAUGUGGGAGGCAGUGAUGUCUGCUACUUCUGCCACAAGCGUGUCUAUGUGAUGGAAAGGCUGAGUGCUGAAGGCAAAUUCUUCCACCGCAGCUGCUUUAAAUGUGAAUACUGUGCUACAACCCUGCGCUUGUCCUCUUAUGCCUAUGACCUGGUGGAUGGAAAAUUCUACUGCAAGCCUCACUACUGUUACAGACUUUCAGGUUAUGCACAGAGGAAGAGACCGGCAGUGGGCCCUCUGUCAGGAAAGGACAGCAAAGGGACCCAGCAGGACAACAUGGCGGCUGACGGUGCAGGACGUGCAAACUCCAUCUCAACUUCGUCAGAGAGGACUCCAGUUCCCAGUGUAAAUGGUGUAGAGGAACCCAGUAUUGCAAAGAGACUUCGUGGCACACCGGAGCGGAUUGAACUGGAGAAUUACCGUCUCUCGGUACAACGGGAAGAGGAAUUGGAAGAAGUCCCUGAGGAGACCUUGGCAGAGCACAACCUGAGCAGCGUGCUAGACAAAGGAACAGAAGAGGAUGUACCCAGCAGUAGUUCAGAAUCUGAGAUGGAAGAAGAAGAGGAGGAAGAAGAACAACCACAGCAGCCCACUUCUGACCUGGGUGGUGUGCCUUGGAAAGAGGCUGUGCGGAUACAUGCCAUACUGAAGGGCAAGAGUGAGGAAGAGCUGGACACAGAGAAGAAUCAUGACAAUGAAGCAGAGGAGGAAGAGGAAGAAGAAGAGGAGGAGGAGGAGGAGGGAGAAGAAGAGGAAGAAGUCUCUAGUGAAGAGGGAGAGUAUUACCCUUGGGAGAGAGAACUUCAGCAAGGCCUCUGGCUUCAACGUCUCUCAAAUGAAGAGGACACGGGUACAUUUAAAGCUGGAAACCUGAGGCUGCAGCAGAUAGUAAAUCCGAUUGAUCCCCUGGAGAUCUUGGCAGAUGUGCAUUGGACACACAUCCGUCAGAAAGAGGAGGAGGAAAAACUGGGCCCUACUUCUAAGUCCUCCACCUCCAGAGCAUCGGACCUUCCCUCCAUACGCCACGAGGCAGUGCAGGCGUGGCUGGAAGCAGUCCCAGGAGCCCUGUGUGAGCAGAACGACUAUGAAGAUGAGGCAGGCAGCGAGCCUGCAGAAGCUAUUGAAGAUGGGGACACCGGUGCAGAGUUGGAUGAUGAUGACAUCCCAUCUGAUGCAGAAGCAGAGUGCCGCUUGCAUCAAGAAGAGGCAGGAGAACUGGAGCUGAAAGUCUCUGAAAAAGAAGAAGAAGCAGAAGAAGAGACAGCUGCCCCUUCCGUUGAGACAGAAGACCCUUGCAAGCUCUGUCUGCCUGAUCAGUCACCGUGUGAGAGGGCUGCUCUGCCUACUCCAGCUGAAAACCACAAGGAAGAAGAAAAAGAAGACUCAAAGGAACUUCUUGCAACAGUGCCCUGCAAAAAUGAAUCCCCAGAUGUACGGUUUUUCCCUGAACCGUUCCUUCCAGGAGAGGAGGCACAAGUCAAGAUCUCUGAUGACCAAAAAGUCAAAAGCCCACCUGUACCACUCUCUCCAAUACGGUCCCAGCCAGUUGCAAUGCCUGAGACCAUCACACCAACAUCACCUGUGAAAUCGCAGCCAGCAACUCCUGCAGCACCUGCAUCUCCACCUGCCACCCCCUUGCCUAUUUGUUCACAGCCUUUACCCUCUGGUGAAGCAUCCAUUCAAUCUCCAGGGGAACCUGUGUGUUUCCAACCAGUACCAGCCUUAACUUCCACUCCUUUGGCCAAGCUUGCCCUAAAAAAUCAAGAUGGAGAGAUGGAAAAAUUGGGGAGCCCUACCACAGCAGAAGAAGCUUUGAAAAGGAAUAACCUUGUGGAGGAGUUCUGGAUGAAGAGUGCUGAAAUCCGGAGGAGUUUGGGUCUCACACCUGUGAACAGAAGCAGGGGACCAGAGCCAAGCUUUACCAUUUCCCCCCUUGAGUCUGCCCCCCUCAAAACAUACACUCCCGAGCGUAUUUCAGAAGAGAAGGGGAUCCACAUUGUAAAACCUCAGUCAGCCCCAAAGAUGCCAGUCACAGCAAAGCUAGACAGUGAGCAGUUUUCUUUGCUGACUCCAAAAUCCCCAUCAGAGAGAGAGCUGAAAAAUUUGAGUGAUGUUAAGAGAGAGCUGUCCAGCAGUUCUGGACUGGGUCUUCAGGGUAGUUCAUCAAACAUGAGAACAUUGGCCAGCCAGAGUUUCAACACUUCUGAUUCCACCAUGCUGACUCCUCCAUCCAGCCCUCCUCCUCCUCCACCUCAAAACGAAGAGCCAGCAACACUGCGAAGAAAAAGGCACCAGGCAACUUGGCAGAACGAGGCUGAGUCUAAGCCAGCUUCUAUGCAAACACCUCACCCGCCACCAGCAGCCAUAGAAAGGAUCCGGCCAGCCAGGGAGCCAUCCCAGCCCUCCAGAGAGGAGGUGCGGAAAUCAUUUGUAGAGAGUGUGGAUGAGAUACCAUUUGCUGAUGAUGUGGAGGACACUUACGAUGAGAGGACUGAGGAUUCGAGCAUCCAUGAAAAAUAUUACACGCCCCCCAGUAGGCCGAGGCCAGAGAAGCCUCUUCACCUACAUUAUGUUAAAGAGAAUGGUGGGCCGCCAUCAAUGGAAGGGGGAAGCCAGCAAAAGAGGGGCCUCCCUCAAGUCUCUGCAGAAGCGAAGGAGCUAGCGGAGGAAAGAAUGAGAGCCAGAGAGAAGUCCAUCAAGAGUCAGGCCUUACGCGAUGCCAUGGCUAAGCAGCUAUGCAAGAUGAAAGAGCUGGAGAUGGCCAAUGCUGCUGGUGCCGCCAAGUUGCACAAGGCAUCUACCAUGCCUUCAAAGACCAAAGAGCUGUAUUUUGAAUCCCAGAAGCAUUUGGGUAUGAAAGCUGGUGAAGGCCCCACGCUGAAACACGAGGCUAGUGGUGACAGGUUCUUUUCACCCUUUGCAGACACCAGUGGGCAUGAUGGGUCAGUCACAUCCUCUGAAGGCUCUGGAGGGAAGAGUAAGAAAAGGACUUCUCUCUUCUCCCCCCGCAAGAACAAAAAGGAGAAGAAGUCCAAGAAUGACAGCAAGCUCUCUGACAAAUCCAGCAGUGCAGCUGAAGAAGCCACAAAGCCCAAAUCACUGUGGAAGUCUGUGUUCUCUGGCUAUAAGAAAGACAAGAAGAAAAAGACAGAUGACAAAUCCUGCCCUAGUACACCUUCCAGUGGGGCCACAGUGGAUUCUGGGAAGCAUAAGGCGUCUCCACUAGUUAGAGCAGCAGAUUUGCAACUACGUCGACACUUAAGCUUCUCUGAGGACUCUGACCUCUCCAACGAUGACGUCUUAGAGCGCUCUUCACAGAGAUCCAAGCGAGAGUCGAUUUACGUCCCACACGCCUUGGCAUUCAAGAGAUCAUACGCAUCAAAGAAAGCAUACACAGAGGAUGAGCUCAACGCCAAACUGACCAGGCGGGUGCAGAAAGCUGCUCGCCGUCAAGCCAAGCAGGAGGAGCUGAAGAGGUUACACAGGGCUCAGAUUAUCCAACGACAGCUGGAGCAAGUAGAAGAGAAGCAAAGGCAGCUGGAGGAGAGGGGAGUUGCUGUUGAGAAGGCUCUUAGGGGAGAAGCAGACUAUUGGGGAGAGUCUUAUUACAGUGACCUCAUCGACUUGCACCUGGGUGUUGAGCCCAAUGCCGGGACACCACGCCGUAGACCUCUCUCCUUCUGCCCUUGCUGUGCCCAUGAAGAAACCCUCUAUAACAACCUUGUUAUGAAGUGUGUCUGGCAGGAUCGUAAAGGCAUGGGGAAGAAGGACGACCCCAAGCUGAUGCAGGAGUGGUUCAAGCUGGUGCAAGAGAAGAAUGCCUUAGUGCGCUAUGAGUCGGAGCUCAUGAUAUUCGCUCGGGAGUUGGAGUUGGAGGACAGGCAAAGCCGACUGCAGCAAGAACUUCGGGAGAGGAUGGCAGUGGAAGAUCACCUAAAGACAGAUGAAGAGUUGUCAGAAGAGAAACGGAUCCUGAAUGAAAUGCUAGAGGUGGUGGAACAGAGAGAUUCUCUUGUGGCCCUCCUCGAAGAGCAGCGACUCCGGGAGAAGGAAGAAGACAAGGACCUAGAGGCAGUCAUGCUGUCCAAGGGAUUCAACUUAAACUGGUCCUGAGCUUAGCAGCGCACUCGUCUGCCGAUCUGUGUUGUCCAGUUGGCAUGUGCCAAGUUGGCUGGAGCUGCCUGGGUGGAGGAAAUACCUUGGCAUAGAAACCUCUUGAGGGUUCUUGCAGCACCUGAGUGCUUCUUCCUGAGGGGGGGUUGGAUCGCAAAGUGCUGAGGCCUGUAUGAGGCCUGCAAACCCCAAGCCUGAGGUGGUCAGAUGAGGUUGUGUGCCUUCCUCAAGGACCUGUGUAAAGAGGCCAUUGAGUUUUUGUGAUCUCUGAGAGAGACUAAAAAAUGAGAUGAAAACAUUUUAUUAAAAAAAAAA